CUAAUCGAUUUGUCUCAAAAGCCCUACAUCCAGUUGAAUCGCAAAUAUAUCCUAUAUUUCUGGUUUUUGAUCAUCAUCUCCAUUUUCUACGGCUUACCGGCAGUGCAACUGAUUAUGAUUUACCAGAAAGCACUAGUGGAAACGGGUAAUGAAGAUUUGUGCUACUACAACUUUGAGUGUGCUCGGCCUUUGGGAAUCUUCACCGCGUUCAACAACAUCAUCUCCAACGUGGGCUACGUUAUGCUCGAUACGGCGUACAUGUAUAUUCUGGCCAUGUUGAUCAUGCUGAAAAUCUACCAGACCCGUCAUCCGGAUGUGAAUGCCACUGCUCACUCCGCCUAUAUGGUGAUGGCUGUGGUCAUCUUCCUUGGAGUCACAGGAGUGAUCUACGGUAGCGAGACAUUUUGGAUCGCGUUCACCAUAUUUUUCCUACUAAUGAGCGUCGUACUCACCGCUGAAAUAUACUAUAUGGGCCAUUGGAACAUCGUUUCCGAUUCACGAUCCGACCCAAUAGUCGUUGCCCCGUGGAAGUACAAUGGGAUCCAUGCUUUGAUCUCCUCUUUACUUCCCACUGAUCCAUCGAAUAUUCUGGGACCAUAA
This is a messenger RNA of Echinostoma caproni, 600 nucleotides long. The record is from the annotation of a GenBank genome assembly. NCBI's taxonomy places the organism in Eukaryota, Metazoa, Platyhelminthes, Trematoda, Plagiorchiida, Echinostomatidae.